GCGAGGCGUGACGGGUGGAGGGGAGGGGGCGGGACGGAGGAAGAAGAAGAAGAAGAAGGAGAAGAAGACGAAGAAGAAGAGUGGCGUGAGCGCCAGAGAAGAGGCUGGUAGAGAGCGAAAAAAGUCCGUCAGGGAGCGAAGUCUUGUUGUGGGGAAGUAACGUCAAAGCUCGGCGGCAACAUGUCGAACACUGACGAAGAUGCGGCCGAAGCGGAGUAAGAAGCAGCACUCGCCGCUGGAGAGUUCGGCAAAGAAGUUACUGGAAGACUGAAAGGGCUUUUCUGCGUGAGUCCGGACGGUACUUCGGACGGUCGACCGCCUCCCCCCCCAACUCAACCUUGAGGGGACGAGAAAUCGAAGAAGCAGUCAACCUCCACCACUCGCCGUAACGCCGGACUCUAAGCGCUUAGCUCAACCGCGAGCGAGCCCCUUCGGUCGGCUUCGCUUCACAAGUUGUCCCGGUGUGGAGACGGAGGAAAAGACCCCAGUUGGCGGAGUUUCUCCAACUUUUACACAUAAACAAUGAAGACACCUGGAGAUAGCGGGUUCGCCUUCCCAGACUGGGCCUACAAGCCGGAAUCGAGCCCGGGAUCCAGGCAAAUCCAGCUGUGGCACUUUAUCCUGGAGCUGCUGAGGAAAGAGGAGUACCAUGAUGUCAUUGCCUGGCAGGGGGACUAUGGCGAGUUCGUCAUCAAGGACCCGGACGAGGUGGCCCGACUCUGGGGAGCCAGGAAGUGCAAACCCCAAAUGAAUUACGACAAACUGAGCAGAGCACUGAGAUACUACUACAACAAGAGGAUCCUCCACAAGACCAAAGGCAAGAGGUUCACCUACAAGUUCAACUUCAAUAAGUUAGUGUUGGUCAACUACCCCUUCAUCGAUAUGGGCUCCACUGGAAAUGGAGUCCCUCAGAGUGCCCCGCCUGUCCCAACCGGUGCAGGGACCCACUUUCGUUUCCCCUCAUCCGCGCCCUCGGAAGUCCUCUCCCCGAACGAGGACCUACGCAGCCCAGGAGGCCUGUACAGCUCAGUAACCCGUCGGGUGGCACGUGGCUCUGUGAGCGACUGCAGCGACGGCACCUCCGUCAAUUCUGAGAUAGAGGAUGGUAAUACAGGAGGUGGGGAGGAGAGAGGAGAGAGGGUAGUGAGUGGAGGAGGAGGAGGCUACAGGAGUAUCAUCCAUCCCCGCUUGACUCAUGAAUCUCUGUUCCGUAUCUACGGAGGAGCCGGCAACCCUGGCGGUCACCCGGGCUCCCGUGGUCCCGCCGGUCACCGUAUCCACCCUGAGCCUUUGUCCCCCUUCCCUGUGUCCCCCCUGCCUGGGCCAGGUGGAGCAGGGCUCCUGGCGCCCCCUCUCUCCCCAGCACUCAGCAUGGCCCCCACAUCUCAUCUCUACACUCCGUCGCCGACUCUGUCCCCCAUGCUGGGCUCUCACUUCUCCUUCAACCCAGAGGACAUGAAGCGCUACCUGCAGGCCCACACCCAAUCGGUGUACAACUACGGGCUCAGCCCCCGAGCAUUCCUACAGUACCCCAACAUUGUCAUCCCUCAGCCUCAACGGCCCGCCGCCGACAAGGUGGGCCUGAGCAGCGACCGAGCAGCGGCGGUGGGAGAAAGGGGAGGCGAGCGGCACCACCACACCCCUAUGUCUCUCCCCACCCACCACCACCACCCACAUCCGCCUCACUCCGCCCAUCCUCACCCACAUUCGCACCCCAUGCACCACGCACUCCACCUGGGUGAGGAGCCCCCACACAUGUCGCCCUUCAAGUUCAAACUGCAGCCACCGCCGCUGGGGCGGAAGCAGAGAGAUGGACAGAGCAAAGCCAGACAGAGCUCGCUCUCCUCAGGAUCGGGAUCCGGGUCCAUGUCGUCCACCUCUGGACUCGGCUCCUCGCUGUCGUUUGGCAGCGACCUGAGUUCUGCAAGUGGCUCUGGCCUCAUUUCUGCGUCCUCCUCAACGCAGUCCCUCAACAGUGCGGGCCUUCCCAAGAUCAAGGUGGAACCCAUCUCCGACAUUGAGUCAGAGGAAGAGGUAGAGGUGACUGACAUCAGUGAUGAAGACCCUGACGAACGAGAUGAAGACUUUGAGCUCUUCGCACCUCGCCUCUCCGGAGCCUCAAACCACCACCACCACCACCAUCACCUUUCUAACGGCUCAGACGCCCACCCCCUUACAUCCCAUCCGGAUGAGGACCUGGAUGAAGAUGUCUUCAAAGCCCCUGCCCCUCCUCCACCAGGCCUCAUGCCCUUCUUCACCUCGCAGCACGGAUACUCCAACGCUCACCGCGGGCCACCCGCCCUAAAAACAGAGCCCAGCGAGCCGGCAGACGGGAGCCCUCCCCCGCCUCAAACGGCAGCGCACCACACCAAGUGCAUACCCCUCAAGCUGCGCUUCAAAAGACGCUGGAGCGAAGACCAGCGCAUGGAGGCGUCGCAGGAAGAGUCGGAUGACAAGAAAGUUCGGCCACAGGAGCAGAUGGAAAGUAAAAGUAACGGGCGUAUGGAAAUGAAAGACGAGGGGAACGCAGUCGGGGAGGGUGACAGCCCCUCUCCGUUGGUGUACGAGAGCUCCUUAGCCACACGUUUGGCCUCGCAUCGGAAGGUGAGCGCCGAGCUCCAUCGUGCUACGGCGCAGCUGUCUCUGGAGAACAAAGACUGCUGAUUGGACGGCGGGACACACAAGGAUCUCCAAGAUCUUAAAAAAAACACUUGCUCUGUCAUUCUUCUUACAUACAAGAUUCCCUGAAUUCUACACCUUUGUACACCUCAAAAACCGCCUUACGAUGACCAGAUCCCCCUAACAACAAGUUCUCGGAUCGGGACGCCCAUUUGGGAGGAAGGAUACGGAGAUUCAGCCAUCCCAGGCACUGUAAAGCCGUCUUUUCCACUUAGCAGUAACGGUUCACUUCAGCUCGCCAUAAUAUGUUGUGGAGCGACCCACAUCUGGAUUUUUUUGUGUAUGUGUAGGUAGCUAGCUAGCUAGCUAACACCAAGUUCUGAUUCUUAUGUGUCUAGGUUCCACUCUUUAGGGACUACACAGAAAACCCUUUACCACUCUUAACAACGGAAAAGCCAGAAUCCCGACGUUCCAAACCGAACUGAAGUGAGCAGCGUCAACUCGGUGGAGAACGGCAUGAACUAGGCUGCAAUCCGAGACAGAGACUCCCUUCAAGGAUCUUUACCUCCCACCUAAGGCCAGUGAAGCUCUAAAGUGCAGCUCCCGUCUUUGGAAAAAAACCAAGCCCCCUUAUCUGUCAUUUUUCCUCAGGGGACCCGUUUUUCCCUUUAACCUGUACCCACCCACCGCCUCCCUUAAACCUGCGAUGAUGCUACCACAUGUGAAUAGAGGACUUUGACAAGUGCCUGUAUUUACAACUCCUCAGCUCCAGAUGCGGGACUUGUAUAUCAAUAGGGAAUGAAAAGGAAUGUGGGUCUUCAAGACUGGAGGGGUGGGGCUUGUUGGGUGCCGACAUCUCUUAAAAAACCCCCCGGCCCCGCUCCACUCAGGGAAGCCUGUCGCUGUAUGUUUAUCGGACUCGUGUACAAAAAAAAACAACAAAAGACCCAGCUGUGAAAUGGACUCGGUGGUUUUCAGAGCUCCCUUCCCUGCUUUGUCCUUCCCGUAUCUUUUUUUUUUUGCGGACCACUGAGAAAAUCCAAAAAUCCAAGCCCAAGCAGCACAGAAGCCGUCUUCACCAGCCUAAGCUUGUCUAACAAUCAUAGCAACACGCUAUCGUGUUCAAGUCGACCAGCAAAUCACACACAAACAUGCAACGACACUGCCUGUGGCUCUUUGACACGCCCUCCCCCUUUCGCUCUUUCUCUCGUAGAAGCUUGAGAAACAUAAAGAAAACCAAGCAGCAUCAAACCUGCUAAGCUAAGUUGACACAUUGAAGACCCCUGGUCUAACAACAUCUCAAGAAUGUUGCAUUUUGUUUGAAAGGUAAUAGUUGCUUAUAGUUGUCCCUCACUCUAUCGUGGUUUUUCCAUCAAAUUAUUAUAUUAUUAUUAUUUCAUUUUGGUCCCCAGGCAUCAGUAAUUGACAACACAUGACAUUGUAUUACAUUACCAUCACAUUGCAUGGAGUCAUGUCUGACAUGACAGAUUGAAAAACAGGUGCUCCUCCCAUUCCGUGUGGAAGUGGUAAGUUUUUAGCUUCAUACUAUGUUCUUCUUCCCCAUUCUUUUUAAAUCUCUUUAAGUUUAGAAUACAUAAAUUGGAGGCUAGCUAGUUAGCUUGAUACACUGCUAUGCACAAAGAAUAAUAGGAGUGUAAAGGUGACUAUAGGGGUGCUAUUCAAUAUAUGCAGGGCUCUAACAAUUUUAAAGAAAAGCAUUUAUUUACAAAGUCAUAAAAGGAUUUUCUAUGCUCUGACUGUGAAAAUAUAUAAUUUAUUAAUAUUGAAUCCUACUUUGUGGAAAUUCACUAAUUGCUGUCAUGUCUGGAACCAAUUAACCACGAUAAACGAGGGACGACUGUAUUUCUUGUUAUUUGGCUUCACACAAGCAUUUCUGGUGUAGUAAUGCCGCAUGCUUGUGUUCGAUUUUAGUGUGAAACGAAGCCAAAACCGUUUUUGCAAUUGACUCACUGUGGCGACUACUGACAGGGGAAAAUCUGAUUGGUUGCCCAAAUUUGCCCUCCCCACACUUAAGUCUUUUGUGGCUCUUGUCAUCUUUGCAGACCACAUGAGUGACACAUGCGUGUGUGACAGGAAGAGAUUUGGAUUUUUAGCGAUCUUGUCUUUGAUCUUAGCAGUUCCUAUCAGGUCCUAUCAGUCCUCCACGGCCCGAGUCAUCGUUCUUGGCCGUACAAAUAUGUGUGUAGUAGAGCUUGGUGUGUCUUUCCGGGACCAGGACCAGUUCACAUAGUGAUCCAAAGUUCACAGCAGGUCAGGACAGAAGGUUAAAGGGGAGAGCGAAAGAGAGAGAGAGAGCAAGGUGUUAAGGAGUUAAUCAUUAGUCUAUCCUCCAAUACACUCUGCUCAUUCUAUGCACACAUACAGUACAUAGAGUACAUACAGCAUACAGUCAGGUCAAAAUGGGGUAAAUACAUUUAUAGCGCCUCCUAUGGGUUGUGGUUAAAAUACUUUAGAAUGCAAUGAUGUGACCGCUUAUCCUUGCAGUGGGUGCUGGAGCCUAUCCCAGCUGUCUUCGGGUGAGAGGUGGGGUACACCCUGGACUGGUCGCCAGCCAAUCACAGGGCACAUAUAGACAAACAACCAUUCACACUCACAUUCAUACCUAUGGACAAUUUGGAAUCGCCAAUUAACCUAGCAUGUUUUUGAAAUGUGGGAGGAAACCGGAGUACCCGGAGAAAACCCACGCAUGCACGGGGGAGAAUGUGCAAACUCCACACCGAGGGUUGAAUUGAACUCGGGUGUCCAAGCUGUGUGACUUGCGUGCUAACCAUUGGGUUAGCUAACUGCAUUCAUUCACCUAUGGACAAUUUGGAGUUACCAAUUAACCUAGCAUGUUUUUGGAAUGUGGGAGGAAACCGGAGUACCCGGAGAAAACCCACGCAUGCACGGGGGAGAACAUGCAAACUCCACACAGAGAUGGCCGAGGGUGGAAUUGAACUUGGGUCUCCUAGCUGUGAGGCCUGAGCGCUAACCACUAGGUCACCGUGCAACCAAUCCUUUAGAAAUUCAGUACACACCUUUUAGAGAACCGACACGCUGACUUGUGUGUAAAAUGUGUGGACAUCAAUCAAAACAUUGCGAUCGGGCUUGGCAGCUGAUUGUCCACUGAACCUUUGUUAUACCUAAGAUGAAUUCCAUGUAUGCCACCAUUAGCAUGUAUUCUAAAGCAUUUUGACCACAACCCAUAGGGGCACCACAAAUAUCACUGACACUGUGGGGGGGGGGGAUCACACCAUAUUUGACAGUGUCCCAGUCCAGACAGCUCUAUAGAUGGACGGCCUCCGGGUAGUCUGUGUAGCUCAGCUGAUCGAUUUACUCAUCAGAUCACACACACACACACACACACACACACUCCGUCUGUAUGUAACUAACUGCUGCCUUAUUACUGACUUUUUUCCUACCCUAGUCCAAAAAAAAACAGCACAAACAAGAGAAUAAAGUUUUCUUGGUUUAUUUUUCUGAUGUUAAUAUUGCUCUCAAAGCCCCCCCCACCCCCCCCACCCCUCACCCCCAUACCCUAUUUGGCAUUAUUAUUACUACUACUAUUAUUACUUUUUAUGUUGUGUACAUCACCUCUCCCUCUUCACUUUUUACUGUUGUAAUAUAACAAAAAAUGUGUAAUUAUUCAUUUGGAAAGCAGAGAAGUUUCAUCUUUUUUUUUUUUCAUUUUAAUUUUAUUAUCCUUUUUUUCCUUUUGUGGCUCUUGUAUAUUUUCCUCCUCGGGGCAAAUAAGAUCAUUUUGAAAGAAAAGACUGCGUAUUGUUUGUAAAAAAAAAUGUCCUAUCUUCUUUCACCUCGUCUCCCCCGAGCUGUUACGUAACACUCCGAUGGAGAGAUGAGAGUUAAUACUGUGACGUAACAUCGCAUUUCUACCCCCUACGCCCCCCCCACACCCCCACCCCUCCCAUGAGUUGUUUAUUUUUUUUCCCUCCCUUUGCCCAAACUUGUAAUUAAGUUGUAAUCAGGGUUAAUUAAAACCAGUUAAAAUCCAAAACAUUGGUUAUUACUGUUUGUUUACGUCUGCUUGUCUUGGCUUGCGUUGUCGUUCUUAUUGCUGUUGGUGUUACUGUUAUUCCUCCGCAGUCAGACAAUGUUUAUAAACAAACAGAUUAACCCCUCACCUCUUUAUUUACAUAUACGCUACUGCUUUGUUUCAUAACAAUGCUCUUAAGGGGUAUAAUGAUAAUACCAAUAAAUACCUGCUUUUCAGUACGAAGCAGGCUUCGCUACACAUCUUAAAUUACAGCUAUGCCGACUGUCAGUCAUCUCGAGACGUUGGAUCUGUAAGUUUGAUCAUUUUGUUUUUAUUCAGCAAAUUUGCUCUAGCAGGAUGUCAUUGUUAAAAUAUGUAAUGUUAGCACUGUAGCGGACAUAGACAAGAGAGUAUUAGCGCCACAUUGGGAAAAAAAAUUAAAGUCAUAAAUUUACGAGAAAAAUUUGCAAUAUUACGAUAAUUAAAUUAUAAAUUGAUGUUUUAGGCUUUAGGCAAGCGUGGCAUCAAAACGUCAAAAACGGAGCAGCUUUCCUUACCCCGACCCCUCCACUUGUCCAAGGUGAAAGGUCACAUAAGUCCUCCCUUUUCACAGCUGUCUCAGACAAUGCCCCGAACAUAAAGUUGUUUUUUUUUCUCGUAAAUGUAUUAUGAUGAAGUCCGAUUAUUUUCUUUCGUAAGAGCCAUUGCCUGAGACAGCUGGGGGGAAUUUAUGUGACCUUUGGCCUCAGGUA
Messenger RNA from Doryrhamphus excisus (bluestripe pipefish), 7365 nucleotides. It is a transcript of the gene erfl3, whose product is annotated as Ets2 repressor factor like 3. The record is from RefSeq and is a predicted model, not a curated record. Gene Ontology annotation, molecular function: sequence-specific DNA binding; DNA-binding transcription factor activity, RNA polymerase II-specific. NCBI's taxonomy places the organism in Eukaryota, Metazoa, Chordata, Actinopteri, Syngnathiformes, Syngnathidae. Gene Ontology annotation, biological process: cell differentiation; regulation of transcription by RNA polymerase II. Gene Ontology annotation, cellular component: nucleus.